Bombus pascuorum is the source of this 1227-nucleotide messenger RNA. RefSeq lists its product as uncharacterized. Lineage: Eukaryota; Metazoa; Arthropoda; Insecta; Hymenoptera; Apidae. Bases 61 to 789 code for a protein of 242 amino acids. The transcript has 3 exons. The record is from RefSeq and is a predicted model, not a curated record.
UGCAGAAAAACAGAUCCGUGGUUGUUUCCGUUUUAAUAUUGAAUCUGACAGAACGAAAGUAUGUCGUCCAGGCUGUUUCUCUUCCUGACGAUUGUUGUUGGAUUUGUAGCAGCUGAAAUUCCUCCUUACAUAUAUAUUUGCGGCAUCAAAAAUCCGAAUCUCGAUGACUGCAUCAUCAAGAGCGUGGCUAUUCUAUCCAAGAAACUCGCCGCUGGUAUCCCAGAGUUGAAUGUUCCACCAACAGACCCAAUGUUAAUCGGAGACAUGACACUUAUCGACAUCGCAAACUUUAAGGCCAUUGGAUCCGACGUCACACUCAGUGGAUUAUUGACGUACCAUAUAAAUAGUCUGCACUUAGAUCUCGAGAAGCAGCAGGUAGACUUCGAUUUGAAUUUGGCUGAAGCUAAAAUAGAUGGCAAUUACAAUAUUAGCGCUAGGAUCUUGAUCCCUAUAAAUGGAAAAGGACCUCUCACCUUUACCUCAAAUGACGUAAACGCAAAGAUAAGAAUGUUGUACAACCUAGUGCAACACGCUGGAAAACAGUACGUCUACUUCUCGUCGAUGACCACGCACUUGAACAUCAAGGAUUAUACCAUCAAAUACGAGCCGGAAAAUUUCGACCAAACUCUGCGAAAUGCGUUCAGUGAGGCGGUUGGACACAAUAAUCGGGAAAUAUUGGAAGUGACCAUACCUAAUUUAGAGAAAGCCAUUUCCAAGAGAUGCCUAGAAAUAUCUAACAAUAUCUGCAAGCAUUUCUCUUAUGACGAACUUUUCCCCGAUCGGGAGUAAAUGAGAUCGUUAAGAGAUCGCUGCGAAAAUCCCUGUGAAAUAAAAGCUAGAAAUAGCGAUUCGUACGAAAUAAGCGGUUGAGUUACGUUUCCCAUAAAAUAAAACGUUCGUUAUUCGAAUAUUUUUUUAACCGUAUAUCAGCCACGGUGAUCAUCGAUGACAAAUUUGUCAACAUUUUUAGAGUGAUUGAAGUAACAUAAAUUUCGUGGAUUAAAAAGUUACCAACUAUGUGAGUGACUUAAAUAACAUCUUCGUUAGUCUUGUAAUUAAUCUGUUUUUUAUGUAAUUUGUUGAAAUUAUCUUCUUGUUAAACGUCCUACGAUAUUCUGUAAAAAAAUCUACCGUACACGCUUAUUAGUAAAAAAUACGUUUUUCUGAAAAUACUUGAUACAAUAAUUUAUUGUGAUAAUAAAUUGCAUAAAAUCUUUUGGAAUUAUA